This is a messenger RNA of Phlebotomus argentipes, 2831 nucleotides long. It is a transcript of the gene Tmem214, whose product is annotated as transmembrane protein 214-A. The record is from RefSeq and is a predicted model, not a curated record. Gene Ontology annotation, cellular component: Golgi apparatus; endoplasmic reticulum. Lineage: Eukaryota; Metazoa; Arthropoda; Insecta; Diptera; Psychodidae. The coding region runs from base 335 to 2299 and encodes 654 amino acids. The transcript is spliced from 9 exons.
AAUGCCCGAAAUGCCCUUAAAUCACUGCUCUAAAGAAACUAAACCACUUUUCUUCUCCACCUUAUUUCCCGCGUGUUUUACGAUCUUUUUUUUUAAUUACACCUGAGAAAUAAUAGCGCUAUAAAUGUGCCAAUGAAGAGAGUCUGAAAAGAUUAGUGGAUUUCACAAAGUGGUUUUGUAAAAUCGCGCUCAGAAAUUGCCCGAAAAUAUCCCGUGAAAUUUCCCAAAUAGAUGACAUGUCAUCAUCAUCACCGGCUAGUGACUUUAUCGGCCAACUUUCUACACCAUUCUCUUUUUAGUUGCCUUUUAGUUUGUUCCGUGUGUGUUAUCAAGGAUGUCUCUGCAGUGGGAAGUUGUGGGCAAGUCGAAGAAGUCCCAGAGCAAGGGUAAGAGCGCCCAGGUGAAGGAAAUCCUCGGGGAAACGGUGAAAACUCCGUCGAUUCGCAAGGUUGAAGAGAACAAGAAGGGGAAUCGCAAGGACAACAAGGAGAAUCGCAAAGUCACCCAGGAAUCCGCCAAGAAGCCACAACAGGCAAAAAUCACCGCCAAUGCGGAGAAGGAGAAGAAGCCCGUGAAGAAGAAAUUCAAGAAUCUCGAGGCUGCGCUCCAGGAAUUCUCCGUGGAUGACCUGAAGUCUCAUCUGGAGGUUCUGAAGCUGAACUUCAAAAACAGCAACAUUGUGUGGCUGAAGGCAAUACUUUCGUACCUCAAUGAGUCCCUGAAUGUCGACGUGGACGCUCUGUUUCUCUGCAAGCCAGUGCUCUAUCCGGCCAAUGUGCUGCCCGAGACACUCAAGAGACUCAUCCAUGCUGAGCUGGAGAGUGCUGGACCGUCCAAUGUGCAGUACUUCUUCGAUCAGUCGCUCACUGCCCUCGCGGUGGAUCUCAACAAGAACCUUCCCGUGGUGGGAACGAAGAUAAUGCUGCAGCUGAUCGCUCUGCGCUAUCCUGUCGUGUGCCAGAGCAACUUCGCCAAGAACGCAGUCCUCCACAACUCGUACCUCAACCAGAGCCCCAUCGGAUUGAGUCUGCUGUGGGCGCUGGGCCAGGGCGGCUUCCAGGAUGUCCAGGUGGGCAUCAAUGUGUGGCAAAAUAUGAUGGUGCCUGUGAUUGAGAUGAAGCACUACUCCAAAUACGUGGUGGACUACAUCUUCCGGAUCCUCCAGAAAGCUCCUGAGAACACCUCUCUGAAAUUAACUCUGCAAGAGUAUCUAAAUCUCAUGGAGACUCUCGUGAAGCCCCGCAAUUCACUUCAUCCCAACUAUCGGAAUCUUCUACCUGAAAGUGCCUUUAUGAUAUCUAAACUCUAUAUUGAGAGCACUAAGAACGUUUCGAAUAUUUUCCUGACGCUCUUCAAGAAUCUGUCCAGUGAUUCGCCCAGUGUCUACAGCUUUGCUCUCGUGCAGUGUCUCAAGACUGAGCCAAGUUGCGUGAAACUGUGGGAAUUGAACCACAAGAAACUCCAUCAGCAGCACGCAAUCCUCCUGAACUACAUUCGAGAAUCCAAACAAGGAAGCAGCUUGCGUGGAAACAAACCUCUGAACGACUUCCUGCGGACCAUUGACACGAAUCUGGUGAGAGAAGAGGAGAAUCCAGUGAAGAAUCGACACCAGGCAAAUGCCAAGGGGAAACAACAAAAUACUCAAGAGAAAACAACGAGCAAAAGGGCAGAAAAAUCAAGCAAGUCUUCGUCUGUUUGCCCCUGGAUUUUGGGCAUUUUCCUACUCCUUGGCGCUGUCGGUGGCAUCAUUGGAUAUGAUGUUCAUGUUCAUGGUGGUCAAUUUGAAGCUUCCUCGACGGGGCGAUUCCUCAAAGACACAGGAGCGCUGCCGUACGUGGAAACCGUCUGGUUCACGAGCCUCUCCUACUCGGCACGUGGCUAUCAGUGGGCCGAGGUGAACGUGCCCGUGUACUAUGGCCAGGCGCGCACUGCCCUGACGCCCUACUACGAGUUCAGCGUGGACAUUGCCAAAGUGGGAUGGAGUUUGACGAAGAAGAGCGUGUGCGGAGCGUGCAACUACAUUGCGGAGAAGUCGCCGGUGGUUGGGAAUUUUGUCGAUCAAUACAUUCCCGGACUGUCGCAGCGUGUUGUCGACACAUCCCGCGCCACGUGGGACACAGUCUCUCGUCUGUCCGUCGAGACGUACCAUGGCGGAUGCGAUUUCUUCAGGACAAAAGUCUUUGUGGGUUCCCUGUCGCCGGAAAACCUCAGCAAAGCCCUCAAUGAGACCCAAUUGGCUGUUGGCCGAUACUACAGUUGGUUUCACGACAAAGUUGACGCCUAUGCGAAGAUCAAGUGAGGACAUCCGAGCUGAAUGUAAUCGUGUUUGGGAAGCAUUCUUAACGAGCAGGACAACAACAACAAAAAAACAUCUAUUGGAAAUUUAUAUUAGGAGUGCGACACUGGAGAAUCCUUUUUCGGCACUCUCCAGAAGCCCCCCCUGAGAAUUUUUGACAAUUUUUCUUCUUUUACCAACAAAUUGAUGCUCUAGAAUGAAUAUUUAGGUAUAAUUAUUUGUCCCUCCCCAAAAAUUCUUAUAUUACCUUUAAACAAACAGAAAAAAACACUCCCGUGACUUUAUCUUUUUGUACAAUUUGUAGAGUUUUUUUCUUUUCUUCUUUCACCACGAUUUGGGGUCCUUUCCGUGUUAGGGAAAGGAUUCCCCACAGUCGUGUAGCAUUUUGUGUGAUUGAUAGGGAGUGAUUUCUUGAUGAUUGUGAGGAACAGAUGAUAGCCAUAAAAACUUAGAUGUAUAUUUCAUUGGGGGAAAAAUGUAGUUUUUUUUUCUUGCGUCGAAAGUGUCUAAAGAGAAUAAAAGAGAGAAAAAAUCA